Messenger RNA from Xiphophorus maculatus (southern platyfish), 9461 nucleotides. RefSeq names its product large tumor suppressor kinase 2 (gene lats2). The record is from RefSeq and is a predicted model, not a curated record. The transcript has 9 exons. Gene Ontology annotation, biological process: regulation of organ growth; positive regulation of apoptotic process; hippo signaling. Gene Ontology annotation, molecular function: protein binding; ATP binding; protein serine/threonine kinase activity. The coding region runs from base 1446 to 4907 and encodes 1153 amino acids. Gene Ontology annotation, cellular component: nucleus; spindle pole. Lineage: Eukaryota; Metazoa; Chordata; Actinopteri; Cyprinodontiformes; Poeciliidae.
GUGGCACAUCUAAAAACUGCAGGACGUUGGCCCUGGAGGACUGGAGUUUGACACCCCUAAUUUUCAGCCAAUGCUCUUUGACUAACAUUGACACCUAGUGGCAACUAUGUAAACUGCAACAAAAGUGGAGUCAUGGGGAGUUUGUUUUGUGGUCUUGUUGUUUAAAAAAAAAAAGAGUUGUCACUAUGUUACUGUAAUUAUUUGAAAAAAGACUCGAGGUAUCAUUUUAUGUGACGAUGAGCUUUGGGAUGUCUGCAUUAAAUGUGAAAAUAUGCCUGCAUGUAAUGUUUUUUUGUUUUGUUCUUUGCUUGUGGAUAUUUUUCUUUUCCCUCUCACCUGCAUCCAGGUUUAAGUCGUCCGUUUGUGUUUUUCGCUCUUUGCUAAGUUUGAGGGUCUGUAUUUUGGUCAGCAACACAGGAGGUCCCAUGGUUGCGGCGUGGUAUUUUACUUGUGGAAUGGAACGCUCAUCGCUCGGACACGGCACUUAAAGCAUCGCAGGAAUGGAGACAAGAGAUCCUGGAGAUUGGGAGGGAGAGAGUCGUGGCGGGGGGGCAUUUAUACCACUUAGCCCCAGAUUACUCCACCACCCGGCCAUUCGGCGAAGGCAGAAAAAAAAAACUAAUCAAAAGAAAAUGUUUUUUUUGUUUGUUUGUCCAGAGUUUAUCUGUGCAAACAGUGAGGGCAGUGUCCUUCUCAGAAACGGCCCAGAGGGAUGUAGACUGCUAGGGAGGCGGAGAAGAAGGGGUGGGUAUGUACUCUGGAGCUUUUUAUGUUUGACCGCUGCAUCUGCUAGGGUUGUUGCUCCAGGCAGUGGCAGUAUGGCUGAUAUAUUUAUAAAAAGGAAUAAUAUUUUCCGUGUGUCUGUGGACAUUAUCGCAGCGUGGAGUUUCUUUACGGUUUAGGACACCGCAGAAACCGUUUUACCACAGCCUCAGAGUUCCUGUUUCAAAUGUCCCGAUCUGAUGUUACACUGAGGUAACGUUAUUUAUUUAUCUGUUCAUCUGAAUCAGGUGUGUUAAAGCAGGGAAGCAUCUAAAGCAUGCAGGACGGUGUGCCUUAAGGACCAGGGUUGGGAAACACUGCUGUCAUAAAAAAUGAAUACAGGCGCACACUGGCAUCAUGGUUUGGCUCUGCAUUGCCCACACCCGCGGCUGCAUUUCCUGGAACAAGCUGCAACCUGAGCCUUGAGGCUCCCACCAUGGAAUGCUUGUAGAAUCCAGGAUCGCCUCCGUCUGCUCCAUCAGGACUUAGAAACACAGUCAGAGGGAAACGACGCAAGAGGCGGGCUUCUAAAUCUGGGUUUCUGCGCUGAGCUCCUGGAGGCCUUUUAUCUAUUUAGGUCAGCUGGGUGGAGAGGGUCCAGUUGAGCGAGUGCCAGUUGGUGUGCGGUAGUCUCCCCCGAUUUAGAGUAGGUGACUGCCCGGGGGUGGGGGGACACUGAGGCCAUGAGGCCCAAGACGUUCCCAGCUGCCCCGUACGUGGGCAACACACGGCAGAGGCUCCAAGAGAUCAAGGAGGGCCUGAAGCAGCCAGCCAAGCUGGUGAGCCAGGCGCUGCACGGCGGGAACUCCCGGUCCGAGGGGAGCAGGGCGGCCGACUCCAAGAGUGGGAAGGACACGGCCAACCGGCAGCAGCAGCUCCGGCCGCCGCAGAAAUUCAACAACUAUCAGAGCGCCCUGCGAGAAAUCCGCAGGUCCCUUAUGCCGUUCGCCAACGAGUCGGGGGAGGCCGGAGAGGUGAACAGGCAGAUGCUGCAGGAGCUCGUCAACGCUGGCUGCGACCAGGAAAUGGCAGUGCGGGCACUGAAGCAGACUGGAAGCAGGAAUAUUGAAGCGGCCUUGGAGUACAUCAGUAAAAUGGGUUACCUUGACCCUCGCAACGAGCUCAUUGUUCGGGUCAUUAAGCAGACUUCACCGGGAAAAGCCGGCAUGCCGAACGGGAUGGACCACCGUCCCGCUUUAGAGGUUCCGGGUGAGGGCGGCGCCCUGAAUCCAUAUCAUCAAAUGGGGGCUCAGAUGUAUGACGGGGCAGCAGGUUACGGCCCUGAGAGCGACCUGACCAGAGCCUACAUGGGCGCUCCCCCUGUCAUUAACUACAUGAUGCCCCCGUCGAGCACGGCUCAGGGCCCCGCUAUGGGCAACCCAAUGGGCCGGCCUCCCAGCAUGGGCAGCUAUCCUCCGGGGAUGCCCACCCAGAGCAACCCGGGCAGCGCCAUGUACCCACCGGGCGCCCCGCAGAAGGCCUACCCCGGCAGCAUGGAGCAGCACGGGCACAUGAUGAGCUACAACGUCCCUGGUCAGCCGCUGCAGCUCCAGCCGCAGCCACCAGGGGGACCAGUCCCGGGCCCGCACUACGACUACGCUCAUGCCAGGCAGCAUAUGAUGGAACCAGCCGGAUACGGGGUCAAGAGGACCCCGUCCUUCCAGAACAAGAUGCAACCGCCCCCGAUGGGACCUCCAGACAACUACGUCAACAUGCAGGCGAAAGGGGCGAUGUCUCAGAAUGGGACGGCGGGCGGAGGAUACCCGGCCAACCUGUACCUGUCCUCUCACUCCCACCCCCGCCAGGCCAGCCCCACGUCCCACCAGGUCCACAUGAUGUCCCGGUCCCCCGGCGGCGUGCCACCCAUGGGCCCUGAGUUCUCAGACCUGCCUCAGGGUAUGAUGACCCCCUCCAGAGCCAGCCUCAACCUGGACCUGUAUGAGCACCACUGGGCCGGCCCUCCGGGUGCUGACGGGACCCCGGCAGCCAGGCAGCCCCAGCCACAGGGCCCGUUUAGAGGGGAAGUACGGGUUCCCAGCAGAACAAAUUCCUUCAACAGCCGCUCCGCUGCUCCGAACGGCGUUAGACCGACCAUGACUGCGCCCCCGACCGCCGGGAAGCAGGACUCCUCUAUGGGACCUCCAAACACCAUCACAGCUGUGACGUCCCCACCCAUCCAACAGCCAGUCAAGAGCAUCCGCGUGAUGCGACCAGAACCCAAAACGGCGGUGGGUCCGUGCCAUCCUGGCUGGAUGGCGGCUCAGGCGCCGGACGCGGCAGAACCUCUGCCCUACAUGCCAGAGGAGACUUAUCCACUAGAGCCCGCCCAGGAGCAGCGCUGCCCCCCUCCACCUUACCCAAAGAACCUGCUUAUACCCGCGGGGGAGCCGGGGGUUCUGGAAGGAGGCGGCGCUAGCGGGCCAGAUCUCAGCAACGCCACCGCCAGAGGUGGCCGCAGUGGCAGCGGCGGGAGCGGGAAGGCCGAGGAAAGCCAUCAGGUCAAAGAGAAGACGAAGGCGGGCAAGGGAGAGAAAGCGGUGAAAGACAAGAAGCAGAUCCAGACGUCACCCGUUCCCGUCAGAAAGAACGGACAGGACGAGGAGAAGAGAGAGUCGCGCAUCAAAACCUACUCGCCUUUCGCCUUCAAGUUCUACAUGGAGCAGCACAUCGAGAACGUGAUGAAGACCUACCAGCAGAAACUCAACCGGAGGCUGCAGCUGGAACAGGAGAUGUCCAAGGCUGGCCUGUCGGAAGCAGAGCAGGGGCAGAUGAGGAAAAUGCUGAACCAAAAGGAGUCCAACUACAACCGACUACGCCGGGCCAAAAUGGACAAGUCCAUGUUCAUCAAAAUCAAGACUCUCGGCAUCGGCGCCUUCGGUGAAGUGUGCCUUACGCGGAAAGUUGACACCGGUGCACUUUAUGCCAUGAAAACGCUGCGCAAGAAAGAUGUCCUCAACCGCAACCAGGUGGCCCAUGUAAAAGCGGAGCGUGACAUCCUGGCGGAAGCAGACAACGAGUGGGUGGUGCGUCUCUACUACUCCUUCCAGGACCGCGACAGCCUCUACUUUGUCAUGGACUACAUCCCCGGAGGAGACAUGAUGAGCCUCCUCAUCCGGAUGGGGGUCUUCCCCGAACACCUGGCGCGCUUCUACAUAGCCGAGCUGACACUGGCCAUCGAGAGCGUCCACAAGAUGGGUUUCAUCCACCGCGACAUCAAGCCCGACAACAUCCUCAUCGACUUGGACGGUCACAUCAAGCUGACGGACUUCGGCCUCUGCACGGGCUUCCGUUGGACGCACAACUCCAAAUACUACCAGAAAGGGAGUCACAUCAGGCAGGACAGCAUGGAGCCCAGCGACUCCUGGGACGACGUAUCCAACUGUCGCUGUGGCGACCGGCUGAUGACGCUGGAGCAGCGCGCCAACCGGCAGCACCAGCGCUGCCUGGCUCACUCAUUGGUUGGAACCCCAAAUUACAUCGCCCCGGAGGUUCUGCUGCGCAAAGGCUACACUCAGUUGUGUGACUGGUGGAGUGUGGGAGUGAUUCUUUUUGAGAUGCUGGUGGGACAACCACCUUUCCUCGCUCCAACACCUACCGAGACUCAGAUUAAGGUCAUCAACUGGGAGAGCACCCUCCAGGUGCCGCCGCAGGUCAAGCUAAGCCCAGAGUCUGUGGAUAUCAUCGGUCGACUGUGCUGUUCCGCCGAGGAGCGUCUGGGCGCCAACGGCUCCGGUGAGAUCAAGGCCCACCCUUUCUUCUCUGAGGUGGACUUCUCCAGUAACCUGCGCCAACAGCUGGCUCCCUACCGGCCCAAGAUCGCCCACCCCAUGGACACAUCCAACUUUGACCCCGUGGAGGAGGAGGGGGUCCCCGGGGCGUGGAGCGACAGCGGCGACAGCACCCGGGCCCUGGACGUGCUCUGCUCACCGCACGGCAAGCACCCGGAGCACGCCUUCUACGAGUUCACAUUCCGGAGGUUCUUCGACGACCACGGCUGCCCCUUCCGCUACCCGAAGCCCCCCGAGGCCGACGCCUGCCUGAGCGUCCCCGGCGUGGGCCCGGAGGAGGGCGAGGAGACGGAGGAAGAGGAAGAUGACGAAGAGGAAGGAGAGGGAGGGGAGGGAUGUGAGCCGGUGUACGUCUAGAGCCGUUUGCUCCUCACUGCCGCUGGAGGUGUGUGUCGGUGUGGAGAGGCUGAACAUGUCUGUGUAAAGCAGGAGCAGGAUGAGAGGCACAUCGCCCCCUAGUGGGCUGACUGCAAAUCUCCUCCAAUCUGGGACCAACUAACAGCAGAAAGAAAGAAACCAAGAGGAAGCAGACAGGAGUGGAAUAUCAUUAUUAUUAUUAUUGUUAUUAUUCCUGGAGGACCGGUUUUCUGCGUCUGGUUCUCCCAGCGGUUUCCUGUCCCAUUCCUUCCACCGUCGGUCUUACGGAUGAUUGAAACACCUGGAGGACUGCUUCACACUUUACACGCUUUACACUCACGGCGAUGGGACAGGUGGGACCAGUUUACGGACUGACUGCGUCUCCAUCACAGCUUCUGCAAAAUAAGCUAAAAAGACUCGCAUGCACGUCCACGCUUACUCAGUAUAACCCCGGACGUACAGCGCCUCCUCGUCUUGGGUUCAUGAACCUUGACCUUUUUUUCACUUUUUGCCAUGUUGACAAUCACAAACCUCAGUUUAUUAUUGGAUUUUAUGUGAUUGACCAACUGAAAGUAGCACAUAAUUGUGAAGUGGAAUGAAAGAGAUAUUCAAAUGAAAAUCUGAAAAGUGUGGCACACAUUUCUACUCAACCAAUGAGUUGAAACAUUUUUGUUGCAUGCUUACCAGCUGGAGACUUUGCUUGCAAGUAGAGCAGCUGCUGUUAACUAUUUUAUUUAAUUUUUUUUGCCAGAGAUUCUUGAUUGGGCUUACGUCUAGACUUUGACUGGGCCAUUCUAACACAUGAAUAGUAUUUGAUCUAUACCAAUGGUUUAUGUUUGUUUCCCAGGUGAUGUGCACAAAGAAUUUAUUUUGUUUUCAGGUCGUCUACAUGGUUUGUUCCAAACUGAACUCUAGACUUGCCGGUCUUCCACACAGUCAGAAUGUUUGGAUUGCACUAGAUUACAUUUCAGGCGAUCAAGAAUAAAUGGGACUGAAUACAAAUGCACACCACACUUUUUAGAUUAAUUUGCAAAUAAAAAGCGUCCACUUCACAGUUUUGCCCUACUUUGUGUUGGUCUAACACAUAGUAACCAUGGAAGUCUGUGUUGGUAGCGUGACAAAAAAUGUAAAAAGGUGUGAAUACUUUAUUCUGUAUCGGUGUUUUGAUGCCGUCUCUCACAAAGUGUCCGGGACAGGCUGUCCUCAAAAUCACAAAAAGGUGUUCAGUGAAACUAACGUAUUCUUUAGAGUGUUUAGCGCCAUCUAGCGGAUGUAGAUGAACCUGCCUCGUUGUGUGCCAAAUUUAAUUCAGGGAGUCUCCUCCUCCUCCUCCUCCUCUUCCUCCUCCUCCGUGUACGGAGACGUUUAUUCCUGUUCUGUAUUCUGACCGUGUCGAGGUUCAGCUCAGGUCGGUCUUGACUUUGCAUUAGGUUUUAAAAACACAAAAGCAGAUUUUGAUCUAGACUGAAACACUGCAGUGAUGUUUUUAAAAAAAGAAGAAAAAUUCUUCUUUUUUUUAGGUAAAUUUUGUCAGGACUUGUCUCACUACGUUUGACUUUUUCUUUAUUUUUACAAGAAAACACGGGCCUGUUCGUAACUACGUACACUCAGGCUCAUGAGGAUGGACUUAUAACCUGAAGCUCCGAUAUCCAAACACAGUAAAAAUGCACCGAUCAGAGUUUUGUGGCCAAUUUCCGACAUAGUUUUUGUAAAAAUCUAUGUGAAUCUACAUGAAAUCGCAAUAUCUGUCGAUAUUGCGAUUUCUUUUUAAAACUCUUACAUAGGAAAUGUUUUUGAUUUUUUUAUUUGUAGCCUUCCUGUUAUGAGUGAUCUUUAUUUAUACUGCGAGAGAAAGAGAGAGCUGUCACUGAAAACAGAUGUUGUACUGUUUUAAAACCAAAAUUAAGUGAUUACAGUUGUGAUAUUUUUUGAAGUAUUAGCACUUAGCCCUCGAAACCAAAAAGGGCAGCAAAUAUUUCCAAAUCCAGUUUAUUACAGGCCAGAUAAGGUUGAAAGCUUCACGGGAUAAGAACUAAAUGAACCACGAGUCAUAGGAAAUAGUUUCCUUUUUUAAAUGGCUUCUCAUAUCUCCGAAAACAGCGAACUUUGAGUCUUCAUUCAGUAACAACGUCCACACCGAAGAGUGUGGCGACCCUUUAGCACUUGCGUUUCUGCCUACGUGUCCGGUUCUCGACGUCAGAUGUUUUGUAUUCGUAGAUUGAAAACUUUUCACUGGGGGCUGAGGAUAUUGUUACGCCGACUUAAUUCGUCCGUCUGAACACGAAAGAACUAGAAAAUAUCACAAAACAUCCAAAUAUGAACCGAAAACUAAAACAUAAAGGACAUUUGCACAAAGACGAACAGAUGUCCAGCUACUUCGCAAAAAAAGUCAGCCCCCUGCAGUUGUGUUGCAUCUUAGCCGUCCUCCUGUCGUACUUUCGGAGGCGGCCACGAAAAACGAACCAAACAUGUGACAGUGUGACUAUGUGCAAUACAAAAUGACAUGUAUAUAGUUUUCUAAACGCAAAAUACCAUUUCAGAAGUUCAGAAAUGUACAAAUAUAUUGAUUUAUAUAAAUAUAUAAUUGUCUUUUUAUCGGUUGGAAGAUGCUGCUUAUCAUUGUGGUUAAUAUUAUUUACAUGACGUGUUCUGUCUCCUGGUUUUGUUACAGUUUUAAAGAACGAGUGUUUGUGCUCUGAAAGUUUCUAACCCGAGUGUUGUAGCGCGUGUGGCCACUCGACGACGAAGUGGGCGAAUGUGAUGAUGAUGAUGAUGAUGAUGAUGAUGAUGAUGAUGAUGAUGAUGAUGAUGAUGACGACGGUGAUGAUGGUGGUGUGUGUUUGCAGAACAUUGGCGGUGGGGCUUCUGGACUCCUUCGGCCGGGCUGGUCCCGACCGGCGGAGACCGGAGCGGUUCAGAGGAAGACGGAGCCGAAACGUUAGAUGAAAAUGUUUAAUGCAGGUUGGAUUCAGUUAUUUUAUCCUUAAGUUGACUUCUCUAACACACAGAGCUUCAAAGCGUUCUCUGUUAUUUAUCCCGAGACGUUGGCGUCGUCUGUCUUUGUCACAGAGCGGCGCCGCGUUGGAGUCCGAGCUCCGCUUCUCACCAUCUCGCAUCGUUUCGCUGUUUGACAAUCACCAAAUCAGCAAAUGCUCUCUAUUGUGCCGUAACCGAGUUUUUUGGGGGUUUUUUAAUCGGUUGAAACCAAACUACUCCUGAAACGUUCUGACUUCAUUCUCCCUUUUUUUUAAUUUAUUUUUAUUUUUAUUUUAUCAGAAAGUCACAACUGUUUAAGUACUUUCCUGAUUGAUGGUAGCUGUGGGUUUAACAUGGUUCUGCAGAAGAGUGUGUUGGUUUGUUUUUGCUUGACAAUGUUUUGAUUUUAUAUCACUAUUUGUGUAAAUGUGCCUUUUCCUUUUUCCUAUCCUAAGCAACACAAUCUUAAGACUGCCUUGUUUUUUGUAGUUUUUUAAAAAAAAAAUUCUGAAGACUUCUUUUUGUCUCUUGUUUUUGCCGUGGGGAGUCUGACAGAGCAUUCUCUGCUUCACUGUGUUCACAUGCAACAAACAUUCCUCUUCCUCUGAUCCAGAACUAACAAGCCGACCAGCAGAACCCAGAGAAUAUGAGGAGCAAGGACAGAGAAUUAUAAGGACCGAAGUGAACUUUUCCAUCCAAUUCAAUGCAGAUUGCAACACCCAGACUGAAUUGUUGUUCACUUAUUUUUCUUCAUUCUGACUUCAUAUUGCUGCAACCAGACAUGGGUAGGUUAAAAAGUGGGAGACCCAGGCUGAGUUGCUUUAUAAAUUUGUCUUUUGCUUGAUUUUUACAUUUCAUUUAACAGGCCAGCUACACAACAGCAGCUAUAAUCUAAUGUGAAAUAACCGGUUCGUUGUCAUUUUAUGAAAGUGUUUAGCGCUAGUUUGAAGCCGACUUCAUGCAUGUAAACACAGCCAGCAUUGUUGCCAUUUAGCUGCACGACAGGAAGAAAUACAACGCUAACUCAUCAGGAUUAUGUUUGAUAGUGAUCAAAGGCUGGUGCUGCUCUGUCAUUGUUCCCCAGCGCUAUGUGUUGUUCCGUCUUUGUUAACCCGGACUGCCUUCUCUGUGGGCAAAGACGGCUUCAGAAUGAGCGAAUGCCACCAAGUGUGUGUCGUGCUUUCCUGGAUGUGUGUGUUAGAGUUACGACUGACAAUCUUCAACUGACUUUGUUCUCUCAUUUCCUUAAGGCUUUUAUAAACCUUCAGUUUGUAUUUUUUACUCUAAAGCACUUAAGUUUUUUUUCUCUCCUUUGUGUUUGAUACAAUCUUGUUACUCUUAAGAUUUAUAUUUAUACAGAUAUACAUAUUUUUGGUAUCUUCUUAUCCUCUUUUGUCUUUUUUCCCCAGGUUUUGUGCUAAUGUUGAAAGACCAUGAUCGCAGUAUUCAUGGAUACAUGUUGUAAUAUUGACUUUUUUUUUUUUACAUUCAUGUAUGAACUGAAAAUUGUAAAACAAAAAAUACUUUUAAUGUCCUGGUGUGUAAAAUGUAUGUAUAAAUUAAAUUAACCAACUUGAA